Messenger RNA from Zingiber officinale, 399 nucleotides. Lineage: Eukaryota; Viridiplantae; Streptophyta; Magnoliopsida; Zingiberales; Zingiberaceae. The record is from the annotation of a RefSeq genome assembly.
AUGGGUAGGGACACUAUUUCCAAUAUAAUAACUUCUAUAAGAAAUGCUGACAUGGAUAAAAAAGGAACGAUUCGAAUAGCAUCUACUAAUAUUACCGAAAAUAUUGUGAAAAUACUUCUACGAGAAGGUUUUAUUGAAAACGUUCGGAAACAUCAAGAAGGUAACAAAAAUUUCUUGGUUUUAACUCUGCAACAUAAAAAGACUAGGAAAAGAAUACAUAAAACUAUUUUAAAGCGUAUCAGCCGACCUGGUUUACGAAUUUAUUCCAACUACCAACAAAUUCCUAAGAUUUUAGGUGGAAUAGGAAUUGUAAUUCUUUCCACUUCUCGAGGUAUAAUGACGGAUCGAGAAGCUCGACGAGAAAAAAUUGGAGGCGAACUUUUGUUAUAUAUAUGGUGA